Messenger RNA from Ceratina calcarata, 3076 nucleotides. RefSeq names its product importin-13-like protein cdm (gene cdm). Bases 136 to 2922 code for a protein of 928 amino acids. Gene Ontology annotation, cellular component: cytoplasm. The transcript is spliced from 8 exons. The record is from RefSeq and is a predicted model, not a curated record. Gene Ontology annotation, biological process: protein import into nucleus. Lineage: Eukaryota; Metazoa; Arthropoda; Insecta; Hymenoptera; Apidae. Gene Ontology annotation, molecular function: small GTPase binding.
UGUCGGUGUUUUAAGUCAUUGCCGACGGUAACGAUAGAACAGGCUAGACACGGAGGACAAAAGCGGUUAGCUGGCGAUGACACCCUUCCAGGUGUAGGAGUUCGUUAGUUUUCAAGAACUAAAGAAUAAUCCGCGAUGGAUUAUGCGACUAUAAUCGACCAAGCCGUAAAACAAUUUUACGCGGAAGCGAACAACGAGGUGCACCAAUGGUUGCUCAAAGUCCAGACCUCUCCGGAGGCCUGGACCUUCGUCUGGGACCUCCUCGACUCCUCAAAGUCCAGAGAAGUACAAUUUUAUGCUGCUACGACGUUGCACACGAAGAUCUUGAAACAGUUCAACGAGGUACCCAGGAGCGAGUUUCCAGCACUGCAGGAACGUUUGAUAAACUGCAUGAAGCAGCCGAACAUGCCAAAGAUCGUGCUCUCUAAACUAUGUCAAGCGUUAGCCGGAUUCUUCGCCAACGUCAGCACAGUUGCCGAGAACCAGGACAAGAAUAACAAUGUUGUAGACGAAUUAAUAAGGAUGUUGACUUACGAUUCUAUACCUAUGUUGGAAUUGUUGCUACGCACUCUUUCCAUGUUACCAGUAGAGUACGAAAGAAGACACAAGGCUGCUAAGCUUAACGAAUGUUUGGUGAACGAGUGGUGCAGGACGAUCUGGCUUUUAGAUCAAGUGUUCUGUAUGUGCAGUCCCGGUAGUUCUCAGGACAGUGAAAGCGAUUUGCACUUGUUGAGUAUAGAGUGUGCGUUGUCCUGGUUGAAACUCAGUCAGCUCCCGCUCGAGCCCGCCGCCCAGAUAUAUGGACAUUUGUUGACGGCCGCGGCGUACUACGCUCCGAGCAGGGAACCGGAAGAGAGGGAUAACGCGAAGGGUUGGGAGGUGGUGCAGGAAUGUUUAACCCUGCUUGUGACCCAUUGCGAGCUUGGAAAAAGGCCGCAAACGUUGUGGGUAUGGGCACGGAGUUUGGUAACCAUGGCAAGGCAGUACAGUGGAAAAUAUUUUUGCGAGAUACUGUCGGCGAUCGGAGAAGUUCACAGUAGAAUAUUUCUAUAUGCUUUAGUGAAUGAGGGAAACGAAGAACAGAAAUGGACUGUCGAAGGUUUAAUCGAGUUACUUUUACAAUGUUCCGAGCAAAAAGGACGGUACCCGACGGACGAGACGCGCAGCUCGAUCCCGUUCGGAUUCUGGUUUGCCCUGCAGGACGACGUGUCCACUCUCGAUCAGCCGUACGAGAAUCUCGCUAUCGUAGCGUUGAGACCGAUUUACGCGCGACUGUCUCAAGCGCUGCUGAGAAAAUCCACGCUUCCGUCGACGGCUGAGGAGGCAGGAGACGCGGACGAACGGGAACUGUUCAGGUGUUACAGACAGGAUGUGGCCGACACUUUGGACUACUGUUUCAAAGUGCUGGGACAAGACCUACUGGUGCUUCUCGGACAUCGGUUGAGUCAGGCGUUGACCAGCACGGACAGAUGGACGGAAAUAGAAUCGACGCUGCACGCCUUCGAAGCUCUGGCAGACAGCGUCGGUACCGAGGAAUCGCAUUACAUUCCCGCGCUGAUGAAUUUGAUCGUCACCCAUAUACCCUACGAACGCUAUCCCCCAAAGGUAUUAGCGUGCGCGUGCUCGACGAUAGGCGCGUACGCCGAAUGGAUAGGCGAACAUCCCGAACCUUGGCUCGAGAAAGUGCUGCGAAUCGUGACCAUAGGCUUAGCGGGAGGCAUGCCAACCGCGCCGUUUGCGACGAUAGCUUUGAAGGAUCUGGCUCGAGAAGGCAAGCAACAAUUCGCGCCGUUCGCCCCCUCAGUCCUCAAUACUAUUGAACAAGUUCUUCCGAGCGUUGCCCCCGGCUGCGCGGAGGGUCUGCGUUUAAUGUAUGCGGCUGGCACGUUGCUGAAUAUGUUGCCUACCACCGACCAGAAACUGGCUCAUCUGGACGCUACGCUAGGUCUGUGCAUAAUCAAAAUUCGCGAACUUCUGAACCAACCGUGGUUCGUAGCACGCGACGCGGUCACCAGUCAGUUGAAGAUGGCGACCAUGUUCCUCUCCAUGUUGGAGGGAUCCAUCGGAAAGGCUGUGCUGGACGCUCUGUUACCGAUAUUCAGGCAGAUCAUCGUCCACCCCGAAUGGGGCCAAGACAACAACACGCUGGGAGAGAUGUACACUUGCGCGCAGAAGUCACUCUGGUCAUUGCUUCAUCCGGAAGAAGACGCUCGAGCUCUGCUCUCGAUCUUGUCGACCUCGUACAAGACUUGGCCCCAUCCCGCUGCCUUGGACCUCCUUCGGCAACUGGUGUUGCUGUUCGGCCGCGAUCCGAACAACGUGAUCGGCCCGGUUUUCGCUGACAUAAGCUCGAUCACGUUGAGCGGAGUCAGGGCCUGCAGGUCGGUCCACGGGAGUCUGUCCGAAUGGGCGGACCUAAUGUACGCGUAUCUUGGACUGUUGGCUCAGGUCUGUAAGAAGAACACCAGGCUGCUGUUGCAAAUACCCGAUCAAAUUCCCGAGAUGUUGCAAUGCGCCAUCGAGUGUCUCACGUUGCCGGAAACGGCGACGGUGAAGUCCGCCGGGAAUUUCCUCACUCACGCUAUCAUGCAAACCCCGCACAUGCAGACGUUCAUACUGCCGAUCAGCGAGCAAUUGGUUUCUGUCGUUGUACAGUGCAUAGGCGGCGAGGUACAGCGGACAAAUUUGGAACCGCACGCGGAAGUUCUGUUGGCGUUGAACAAAACUUGUUUGGAAGCCCGAUGGCUUCGUACUGCUUUCGAGAAACACGGGGCCUUAUUCAAUGUCUCGCAAGCGCAGAAGGAAGCCUUCGUUAGGAACGUGUUACGCGAACGAACGAACAAACGAAUGUUCGAAUUGUUGCAAGACUUCAGUCUACAGAAUCUGGCGGCGGCAAGUAAUUGGAAUGCACGUAAGCAAUGAAACGGGAAAAGGUAACUGUCGUGUACGGUAUCGUACCGAAUCAACGCUGCUCUGUUCAGAGUGAAAUACCUUUUUCCAUGUUCGACGGUCAAGGUAACGAUCAUCCUUUAUGUAACGAAUAAUUUUUGAAUAAAGACUGUAACAUGUACAUGAA